AUGCGCUUCACCGGAAACCACAUCGACGGCCGCAAGAUGAGGGAGCUCAUGGCGGAGGAACCAGCGUUCGCAUACGCAGACGAGUACGCAGAUGACUACGAAGAGGACUACGUAGAUGACUACGCAGACAACGAAUCCGACGGAGACGCCGAUUCCGACUGCGACGACGCCGACACAGCCUAUGACUCCGAGUCUGCAUACCAGGUUGACCAGAAUGGCGCCGGCUACGAAGACGAAGACGAAUAUCUCGGCCGCGCAAGCUUGCCGCUCGGCCUAGCCGCCCGGCUCAAUCACGCCCCUCGGCGUGCCGCUCGUCCCAACCCAGACGGGUAUCGCCAUGUGCAGUGGCCGGAACGCCGCUCGCCCUCGCCCGGGGUAUAUCGAGUGUUCGCCUGUUCGCGCGCCCAACCACAAGAGACAGAACGGUUUGAUGUUGCCGACUCUUCCCAUGCGCCUCGAGAUAGCCAAGAUGAGGCGGUUGAGUCAGCGAGCGAGGCGGACUCGGACGCGACAGGAACCUGGAUCAAGGGGUAUGAGUCGCAGCGGCGCGGGCGCCGGCGGAUGGAGAAGGCGCGGGCGUUGAAGCAUCAACCCCGUGACUGCGAUGCGGAUCAUUGGUCUGAAUGCGAUGAAUGUCGCUCGUAUUGA
Messenger RNA from Aspergillus mulundensis, 648 nucleotides. RefSeq lists its product as uncharacterized. Bases 1 to 648 code for a protein of 215 amino acids. Lineage: Eukaryota; Fungi; Ascomycota; Eurotiomycetes; Eurotiales; Aspergillaceae. The transcript has a single exon. The record is from RefSeq and is a predicted model, not a curated record.